Molecule: messenger RNA, 414 nt
Organism: Exophiala oligosperma
Lineage: Eukaryota; Fungi; Ascomycota; Eurotiomycetes; Chaetothyriales; Herpotrichiellaceae
Product: manganese transporter pdt1
Exons: 2
Coding region: 1-414 (137 amino acids)
Biological process (GO): intracellular manganese ion homeostasis; iron ion transport
Cellular component (GO): membrane
Molecular function (GO): manganese ion transmembrane transporter activity; cadmium ion transmembrane transporter activity
Source: RefSeq, a predicted model, not a curated record
AUGGCCUUCUCAAAACCCAAUCAGCCGUCAGCUUCCCCCGGCUCCAAGACGAGUUCGGGAGAAUCCGCGUCUGACCUUGAAAGCAGAAGAUCAAUCGGCCGCAAAGGGGUCGAUGGUGUCAAAGUCGACCCUAUGACAGCCUCUCCGGAUCAACGACCUUCACGAAAGUUCAUGAAUUUCCGAUCACCAAAGCCCUUUUUCUUCAAGGCACGCGACGUCCUAGUCAAGUACUGCGGAUUCAUUGGGCCUGGCUUCCUCAUCGCCGUGGCCUAUAUCGACCCAGGCAAUUAUGCCACUGACGUCGAAGCUGGUGCCGCCAUACGCUAUAAGCACCUAUUUAUGAUCUUGUUGUCCAACUUGUUUGCUAUUUCUUGCAGUCCUUGUGCAUCAAAUUGGGUACCGUUACGGGGUUGA